Molecule: messenger RNA, 2040 nt
Organism: Lineus longissimus
Lineage: Eukaryota; Metazoa; Nemertea; Pilidiophora; Heteronemertea; Lineidae
Product: U6 snRNA phosphodiesterase 1-like
Exons: 9
Coding region: 527-1489 (320 amino acids)
Biological process (GO): U6 snRNA 3'-end processing
Cellular component (GO): nucleus
Molecular function (GO): 3'-5'-RNA exonuclease activity
Source: RefSeq, a predicted model, not a curated record
CGCUACCUCCCCGGAACUCAAACUUUAACUGAACAGUGAUCACGGGCUGUGGGAAUUGCGAAGGGAUGGUGUAGAGUAUCGCCACAACAAUGUUGAUAUGAUCACUCGUCGUUUCAGCGGGCAUGACUUGGUACAUCCAGUGACCCAGCAAAAAGUAGCCUCGGUACAGCCAGAAGUAGCAACAAAUCGCAAAAGGGGAUCCUUGUCUGACUGGUGGCUGGACCACAUGACACUUGUUGGAAAAGGAAGGACCAAAGGUGCCAUCGUCGAUGGCCCAGAUAUAUGAAGAGAUUGAAGCCUGGGCUGCACACAAUCCUGUUAGUAACAAAAAAAAAUCUAGAAAGAGGUCACCACCCACUGAAGAUCUCAUCCAAGUUUACCAAAGACUCCAAAGCAGUGCAGGAGAGGAGCGAAACAACCGCAAUUCCACUCAUCACCGAAUUUGGCGUCGAGACAAUCUUGACACUAGAGGCGUUGAUUUCGUUUCUUGUAACGGAAAUUUCAGCACUGGGGCGAGUUCGGUCAAAUGAGUGCAGCUUCAAACGCACCGUCACCUGGCGCCAUCUGUAUAUUGAAAAUCCCCGCACAAAUGAGUGUGUGUCUUGUUGGUUAUUCGAGCAGUUCUAGUGAUUCGGAGGUUGAUGUCUCACAAGAUGCAGGCAUGGUGAUCAGGAAACGUUCUAAAGACACCACCGAACACGAGACUGUCUCCAAACGGUCGAGGUUGCUGCCUGCAAUAGAUAAAGGUAGCAGUACAGAGGGCAAGGUCAUAAAGGAAUUGGCGGGAAAUUCAAAAAAACUACCCUCUGUUCCAAGCAACAUCACAGGUAUGUUUUUGGAUAAACAUUGUGGCAGCAACGUGUUUGACGAUAAGGCACAACAUGAAGGCCGAACGAGACAAUUCAAACAUGAACGAGGAAACUGGGCGACGUCAGUAUAUAUACCAGUUGAGGGAGGUGCAAGCUUCGAGUGUUUCCUGCAAGAGGUCAUUGAAUGUGUGCAGCCAACCUUAGGCGAGAUGAAACCAGUUGAUGAUUUCCACAUAAGUGUCUCAAGAACAUUUCCCAUUCGUCAUCAUUGGAUUGAUCCUCUCACGACUUCUCUGAGAGAUUGCAUCCUGAAUAUCCAGAGCUUUCCAUGUAACUUCCAACACUUCAAGUUUUACGUCAAUGAUGAUGAGUCAAGGUCUUUCCUUGGUUUGAAUGUGUCCGGUUGUGAGGAGGAGAUGAAAUCUCUUGUUGGUGUCGUUGAUAGUUGCUUGAAAGAGUUCAGGCUGCCAAUGUAUUAUGAGGCGCCAUCGUUCCAUAUGAGUAUUGGGUGGACACUUGGAGACAUUCGGCCCUCACUUACAGAAGAUCUGAUGGACAAACUAGGAGCUUUGCUAUGCUCGUAUCAGGACGCUUCUGGUGGGCUUUGGCCCUUUAUGGUGGAACAGGCCCGGUGUAAAAUAGGAAACAAAUGCUUCAAUUUCCCACUGAGAACAAGAUAACACGAGUCUUAUGUCAAAAUAUUUAUCUCACCAUAACCGUGUGAGGACUGUUUGGCCUGAUUGUCUUUAUCCCCCUACCCCAUUCAAAUUUUUCAUGUUCAUGGGUUGUGAAAUGUACCAGACUACUUCUCGUUCCUGAAGCUGAACCUUAGCACGAUGAUCAUUGUUGUAAUUGGAAGACAAGAAAUCAUCCUCAGCAUUGCUGUGUUGCACGGAAAGACAUUUUGUGGUGUUUGAUUGUAAUGUCUAUUUGGUCUUUUGAGAACAAAGUCUCAACCAGAAUUCAGAAAUAACUUCAAUUUAAUUAUCCAGCAAGACGCAAUCUUUGUUACUCCCCUGAUUGUGUUCAUUUAGUUCUCAGAAUCUUUUCUGAGAUGCCCUGUAUUGUCAUCCAUGGAAUUGUAUCACAGGCAGUUCUACUAUUCUUGGUCCUCCAUACAAACAUUUGCUAAUGUGACGAUGCAUUUCUAAUGGGGAUAGAAUGAACACAUGGCUUGAUACUUUUGAGUCUUUUGUUAAGUUUUUUGAGGAAAUAAAGUUCGUAAAAUUCA